Branchiostoma floridae (Florida lancelet) is the source of this 1199-nucleotide messenger RNA. RefSeq names its product probable bifunctional dTTP/UTP pyrophosphatase/methyltransferase protein. Gene Ontology annotation, molecular function: nucleoside triphosphate diphosphatase activity. The transcript has 8 exons. The coding region runs from base 56 to 814 and encodes 252 amino acids. The record is from RefSeq and is a predicted model, not a curated record. NCBI's taxonomy places the organism in Eukaryota, Metazoa, Chordata, Leptocardii, Amphioxiformes, Branchiostomatidae.
CGUCCUUAAAAGGUCAGGGGUUAGAAAGUGUGUGCAUGCAACCUAAUCAUAUCUGAUGAAACCGGUGUUUUUAUACAGAUCUGGUCUUCCAGUCUCUGGUCUUCUGGAUAUACUGAAACAAGGGAAGCGGAACCUCAGUAUGCUGCAGCCUCUUCUUCCAACGCUUCUUGAACAGAGAAUUGUUCUCGCCAGCGGCUCUCCAAGAAGACAGGAAAUCUUAAAGAGGAUAGGGUUGAAGUUCGAAGUUGUACCGUCCAAGUUUGAAGAAAACUUGAAGAAAUCCUCCUUUGCAGGCCCCCAUGAGUAUGCCACAGCCACAGCAAGAGGAAAGGCUAUGGAGGUGGCUGACAGACUGUACAGUCAGGUUAAAAAGCCAGACCUCAUAAUAGCUGCAGAUACUGUUGUGUCCCUAGGAAGUGACAUCAUAGAGAAGCCUGCAGAUGAGGAAGAUGCUUUCAAGAUACUGAAGAGGUUGAAUGCAAAAACACACGAGGUCGUCACAGGUGUUGUACUGGUUGUGCCUUCCCUCACAGGUGCAGAGAAAUAUGACAUGGUACAGUUCCAUGAGUCCACAGAAGUGUGUUUUGGAGACCUGACAGAUGAGAUGCUGAAGGCUUAUGUAGCAACAGGGGAGCCUAUGGACAAGGCAGGAGGUUACGGGAUUCAGGCCAUCGGUUCCAGCCUUGUGCAGGGAAUCCAUGGGGACUACUUUAAUGUGGAAGGUUUCCCAGUCUACCACUUCUGCAAAAAGUUGGUACAAUUGUACAGAGAGAGACAGCAAAGAUCAGCACCACGGACAGACCAACAUUCGUGACUGACUUCAAAUUACAGGAACUAAUUUCUAUUGUCAUAUAGCAAGAUUUCUUUUUAAUUUAAGUGAAGCUAUUAGUAUACAUAAUACUGUAUGCACAUGUAUUUUUAAGGUUUUAUCCAGGAGAAAGAAAGAGCUUUAUUAUGGAAUGAGACAUUACUCAGAAUUGUUGAGUUUACUCUCCCUGUUAUUGUUAAGCCCUUCUGAAUGGUAGGGUUUAAAAACAUUUCAUCAACAUACACACACUAUUGUUUAUUGUACAGCACUUAAAACUGAUAAAAAAAUAAAGAAACAACUGCAAAAUGAUCAUAGACUGAAUUUACACUGUUAUUCAUAGUACAGCACUCCAAACAGGUCAUGUCAGUUAUCUUGAUAUCAUGUUCACAAA